UUUUUAAUUUUCAUUAUAAAUUCAGAACAUAUUUUUUCUACGUCUACAUUUUUUGGAACAAAUUCAUUAAGAUUUAAUUUUUGACAGUGCAUAGUUGUUUCGCAAAUUUUUUCGAUCACGUGAAAAUGUUUUUCUUCCUCCAAUUUUCUGAAGAAUUCAUUGAAUUUGCAUAAUAUUUCAAUAAUUUCUUCAUAUUUUUCGUGGGAAACUGGACAUAUCGAUAAACUUUUAUUCAAACUGAGGAUCGUGAAUAAUGACAUUCCUCUCUUCUCGUAUGCUCUACAAAUUUCGUCCAAAAUCGCACAAUUUUCCGAUAGUGUUUUUUUAAUUUUUUUAGCUAUUUUCGAUUUGUCUUUGAGCAUAUUAAUUCUUUCAUAACUCGAUUUGAGUAUGAUUUGUAUUCUUAGGAACUCAUAUUUCUCUUCAACCAACUUUUUGUACAGCUUAUCCUCAUUGUUUCUCACUCGUAUGAGAAUAAUUCUUUUCUUCAUCAGUGCUUGUAAAUAAUCAUUAUGUACUUCAUCCAAUUUAGCAGUUAUAUUGUUCAUGUUUCUGGUUAUAUUUUUGAGCUUGACAGCAAAAUUUUCUAUACUUAUCAUAGAGUAAUAAACAUAGUUUGUUUAUUACUCUGAGAUACUUUUAUCAUUGAGCGUUAUUUUUUAUAAAAAUAUCGAACAUCGUCUAAAACACCCUUCAGCCGUUCAGCCUGUCAAAAUACCGUAGUUCUUUUAUUCAAAUUUUAUAAACCAACAAGUGUCAAGUGAUUAAACCUUAAACCUGAAGUGUAUUUAUUCUGACGUCUCAGAAGCAUUCAAAUUGGUGAAAAUGGGAAAAUGCUAAGUUGCUAAACUUUCUGAAUAAAGCCGACUAUCUAAUGUACGAAUUUUUGCUGGUUACAUUAUAUUGAUGUGAUAUUUCAAUGAAAAUUGAUUUUAUGAAAGGCAACGAAGAAAAAAGUACUUACUGGCCUCCUUAGAUAUCAUUUUCAGACAUGGAUUUUCAAUAUUUGAAUAAUAAGCAAGAAGACUUUCAUAAUAAAUGUUGUGGUGGUAGAAUAUGGUGUAUUAAAGAUAUAUGUGGUAUAAUUUGUGCAAUAUUAACAUGGCUUUUAAUAUUUUAUGCCGAAUUUGUGGUAAUGUCUGUUAUUCUUAUACCAACUCUCCACUCCUUAUAUAGCGUUGCUAACAUAAUUUUAUUUCAAACUCUUGCUUUUUUGGCAUUCGCAUCACACUUGAAGACUAUGUUUACUGAUCCGGGUGCUGUACCGAAAGGUAAUGCUACAAAAGAAAUGAUACGUCAAAUGGGCUUCCGUGAAGGCCAAGUGAUAUUUAAGUGCCCUAAAUGUUGCAGCAUAAAACCUGAUAGAGCACAUCACUGUUCGGUUUGUCAGAGGUGUGUCAGAAAAAUGGACCAUCAUUGCCCUUGGGUUAAUAAUUGUGUUGGUGAAAAUAAUCAAAAAUAUUUCGUAUUAUUUACAUUUUAUAUAGCAAGCAUAUCUAUCCACGCAUUGACUUUGGCAGUUAAUCAGAUGUUAACAUGCGUUCGACAUGAAUGGAAAGACUGUACUGCAUACAAUCCACCAACUACUGUUGUUUUAUUGUUAUUUUUAAUAUUUGAAGCAUUGUUAUUUGCAAUUUUCACCCUUGUCAUGCUGGCUACACAGGUACAAGCAAUAUGGAAUGACAAGACUGGAAUAGAGCAGUUGAAGAAAGAACAAGCUACAUGGGCAAAAAAAUCGAGAUGGAAAAGUAUACAAGCUGUUUUUGGAAGAUUUUCCUUAUUGUGGUUUUCCCCAUUCGCUAAGCCUACACCCAGUUAUAAAACAGAUCAUUACUUCUACUCAGUAUAAGUAUUACAUUUUGUAAAACUGAACAUGAGCAUAUUCUGUUUUUGUGAUAUUUUUAAUGGUAACCCAAUAUAAAAUUCUACAUAUC
This is a messenger RNA of Harmonia axyridis, 1934 nucleotides long. Its product is annotated as palmitoyltransferase ZDHHC3. Gene Ontology annotation, cellular component: endoplasmic reticulum; Golgi apparatus. The record is from RefSeq and is a predicted model, not a curated record. Gene Ontology annotation, molecular function: protein-cysteine S-palmitoyltransferase activity. Lineage: Eukaryota; Metazoa; Arthropoda; Insecta; Coleoptera; Coccinellidae. Bases 992 to 1849 code for a protein of 285 amino acids. Gene Ontology annotation, biological process: protein targeting to membrane; peptidyl-L-cysteine S-palmitoylation. The transcript is spliced from 5 exons.